CGCUCAGCUCUUGUCGCCUCUUAUUGGGUCCCUCGAAGUCCCGUGGGCGAAAGCUCAUUGCUAUGGACAGUGCUAUCACCCUGUGGCAGUUCCUUCUUCAGCUCCUGCAGAAGCCUCAGAACAAGCACAUGAUCUGUUGGACCUCUAAUGAUGGGCAGUUUAAGCUUUUGCAGGCAGAAGAGGUGGCUCGUCUCUGGGGGAUUCGCAAGAACAAGCCUAACAUGAAUUAUGACAAACUCAGCCGAGCCCUCAGAUACUAUUAUGUAAAGAAUAUCAUCAAAAAAGUGAAUGGUCAGAAGUUUGUGUACAAGUUUGUCUCUUAUCCAGAGAUUUUGAACAUGGAUCCAAUGACAGUGGGCAGGAUUGAGGGUGACUGUGAAAGUUUAAACUUCAGUGAAGUCAGCAGCAGUUCCAAAGAUGUGGAGAAUGGAGGGAAAGAGAAACCACCUCAGCCUGGUGCCAAGACCUCCAGCCGCAAUGACUACAUACACUCUGGCUUAUAUUCUUCCUUUACUCUCAACUCUUUGAACUCCUCCAAUGUAAAGCUUUUCAAAUUGAUAAAGACUCAGAAUCCAGCCGAGAAAAUGGCAGAGAAAAAAUCUCCUCAGGAGCCCACACCAUCUGUCAUCAGAUUUGUCACGACACCUUCCAAAAAGCCACCGGUCGAACCUGUUGCUGCCACCAUUUCAACCGGCCCCAGUAUUUCUCCAUCUUCAGAAGAAACUAUCCAAGCUUUGGAGACAUUGGUUUCCCCAAAACUGCCUUCCCUGGAAGCCCCAACCUCUGCAUCUAACAUAAUGACUGCUUUUGCCACCACACCACCCGUUUCGUCCAUACCCCCUUUGCAGGAACCUCCCAGAACACCUUCACCACCACUGAGUUCUCACCCAGACGUCGACACAGACAUUGAUUCAGUGGCUUCUCAGCCAAUGGAACUUCCAGAGAACUUGUCACUGGAGCCUAAAGACCAGGAUUCAGUCUUGCCAGAAAAGGACAAAGCAAAUAAUUCAUCAAGAUCCAAGAAACCCAAAGGGUUAGAACUGGCACCCACCCUUGUGAUCACAAGCAGUGAUCCAAGUCCACUGGGAAUACUGAGCCCAUCUCUCCCUACAGCUUCUCUUACACCAGCAUUUUUUUCACAGACACCCAUCAUACUGACUCCAAGCCCCUUGCUCUCCAGUAUCCACUUUUGGAGUACUCUCAGUCCUGUUGCUCCCCUAAGUCCAGCCAGACUGCAAGGUGCUAACACACUUUUCCAGUUUCCUUCUGUACUGAACAGUCAUGGGCCAUUCACUCUGUCUGGGCUGGAUGGACCUUCCACCCCUGGCCCAUUUUCCCCAGACCUACAGAAGACAUAACCUAUGCACUUGUGGAUUGAUAGAACCGAGGAACAAAGAAAGAGACAUUCAAUGUGAUUGCAUUUGAAGUGAGCAAUUGAUGGUUCUACAAUGCUGAUAAUAGACUAUUUUGAUUUUUGCCAUUCCCCAUUGAAAACAUCUUUUUAGGAUUCUCUUUGAAUAGGACUCAAGUUGGACUAUAUGUAUAAAAAUGCCUUAAUUGGAGUCUAAACUCCACCUCCCUCUGUCUUUUCCUUUUCUUUUUCUUUCUUUCCUUCCUUCCUUUUCUCCUUUCAAAAUAUUUUGAGCUUUGUGCUGAAGAAAUUCUUGGUGGGGUUUAGCGGCUGUGCUUUGCAAGAGCAAUUAAGAACAAAGUUACUCCUACUGGCUAUUGGGACCCUUUGGCCAGGAAAAAUUAUGCUUAGAAUCUAUUAUUUAAAGAAAUAUUUGGGAAAUGAAUUGGCAUCUUUAGGACUAAGUGUGCUCUGUUGAAUGGCUUAAAGUGAGCUGUGGAAUGGCUUAGGAGCAGUGGAAGGAGAAGAAUCAUUCCUAUUCAUACAAACUAAGAUUGGAGCAGUCAUACUGGGGAGAUGGUUUUGUGUGAACUAUAACAUGUGUAAGCAACUCCAUGAAAAGGCGUCUUGUUUACCUUUAUUCAGGGUGGGUCUCUUAGCCAUAUGUAUGAUCCUGUCUGAACCUGUCAACAGAGCAUGGAGCUAGUCUAUUUCACUGUAGAAAGGUUUUUAGACCUGGGGUUUAAGACAGUUUUUGGAACACCUAGUAAGAAUAUGGGACCUCACAUCUAGCACAGAAAUGCUAUUUGCUCUCUGGGUGGUAUGAUUGUAUGCCCAUGGAAUACAGCAUGGGAAAUGAUCACUUUUAGGAGGAUGAACUUGGAUUUUGAAUAUUUGAAAACAUCUCUGAGUAAAAGAUUCGAUCAAAUAACUUGAAACAACUUGUAGGGGUUUUCUCAAUUAGAAGAUAACCAAGUGAAGGACCCUGUCUUUUUCCUGUUCAUUUUACCUCAUUUUCUACUAUAUAUUUAUCACCUUUCCUUUAUGUUUAAGGUUGUUAGAGGUUAUGAUAGUUUUAGAGAUGCAAUUAGGAAGGUAGAAUUCAAAGUGAAGCCUCCCCAGUCAGGAGCGAAGUAAAGAUGUGCUUAUUUCUUUCUUUCUUUUUUAUUUUUUUGAGACGGAGUCUUGCUCUGUCAC
This is a messenger RNA of Nomascus leucogenys (northern white-cheeked gibbon), 2548 nucleotides long. It is a transcript of the gene ELK4, whose product is annotated as ETS transcription factor ELK4. Lineage: Eukaryota; Metazoa; Chordata; Mammalia; Primates; Hylobatidae. The transcript has 5 exons. The coding region runs from base 63 to 1358 and encodes 431 amino acids. Gene Ontology annotation, cellular component: nucleus. The record is from RefSeq and is a predicted model, not a curated record. Gene Ontology annotation, biological process: regulation of transcription by RNA polymerase II; cell differentiation. Gene Ontology annotation, molecular function: DNA-binding transcription factor activity, RNA polymerase II-specific; sequence-specific DNA binding.